CCCACACGUGUCGGUGCUAUCUCUUUUACCUACAUAAUAGAUAGAUACCCACUAAGAAACGUCAUCCUUUCCUCGUUUCUUGUACUGUUUUCUCUUCCCAUUACUUGUGAGCAUAGCUGAGCGAAUGAAAUAAAAAGAAGAGAAGAGAAACGAAACUCGGGUUCUGCACCAUUUAAAAUUAUCCGUUCAGCUGUCUUCUAUUUCUCUCCAACUGGUAAUCCCCGAUGGGCCGUCGCUCUUCAACCGCAGUCACUGGGGUUGCUCGAGAUGAUUCAGACGAUGAACUUGGCAUCGACGACCACCCUUGGGAAUGGAUUUACCAACAAAGCCAAAGUUCUGUCUCGGCAACUAAGAAGAAGAGAAAUGACCAACACGACAUCAUCGGCGCCCGCAUGGGGACGUUUGAAUGCUAUGUCGGCGAUUGUGUUCUGUUGAAAGCGGAGGGUUCGAAUGAGGCAUGGGUAGCCAUCGUUGCCGGGUUCCGCGAAGCCGAUGAUGAUGGGGACAAGGCCGCUGAUUUCCUGUGGUUUUCCACCGAGAAGGAGAUCCGGAAUAGUGACCGAAAAAGAAAGGACUUCCUCCCGAACGAGCUUUAUAUUACACCAUCUUCUGAUGUGAACCCCUUAGCUUCCAUCAAUGGCAGGGCUGUGGUCAUGUCCCAGCAAGAGUUUCUCCGGAAAUACCCUAACGGCAAGGUCCCCCGUAACUCACCGGGCUACAACAAGACUUUCGUCUGCAGGAGAGGAUGCAACACGAGGACUUCAACGUACACAGACGAAUUCGUCUGGGAAGACGUCUAUUCUGGCAAAGAGGAUAUAGGCGUCUUGCUAGAAUUGGUGCAGAGCAAGACGAGGUCGACAAGGAAGCGCAACCACAAUGCGUCUCUAGAAGCCGACUAUGUUGUCACUCGGCCAGAACAGGAUGAUGAUUAUCAUUCUGAUGAUGCCGUUCGCCGAACAGUGACCACGCCAAGGAAACGACAAAAAACAACACGGGUAGUGACGCCUUCCAACCGUCGGGUUGUGGUGAAAAAGGCAUUGGAAUUCACCCCACUUGCCACCCGUACCCUUUCACCGAGUUAUCAUCAGUCGUCCCCCUUUCAAAUCGCAAGGGCCCAACUGCACGUUGCCUCAGUACCUAGUAGUCUACCUUGUCGGGAGUCUGAGUUCUCGUUGGUGUACUCACAUCUCGAGGCUGCUAUUACCGACGGGUCUGGCGCGUGUAUUUACAUAUCUGGUACGCCGGGAACUGGGAAGACAGCUACUGUACGAGAAGUGGUGUCAAAACUAGACGAAGCAGUGCGAUCCGACGAGCUCGACGACUUCAUCUUCGUCGAAAUCAAUGGCAUGAAGAUAACUGACCCGCACCAGUCGUAUGCCAUGCUCUGGGAAGCCCUGAAGGGACAACGCGUUAGCCCAAGCCAGGCGCUAGACCUCUUGGAGCGCGAGUUCAACAACCCGAGCCCUCGCCGAGUGCCUUGCGUCGUCUUGAUGGAUGAGCUAGAUCAGCUCGUCACCAAGAACCAGAGCGUCAUGUAUAACUUCUUCAACUGGCCGGGAUUAAGACAUUCCCGGCUGAUUGUGCUUGCCGUGGCUAAUACGAUGGAUCUUCCGGAGAGAACACUCAGCAAUAAAAUCAGCAGUCGCCUAGGACUGACCCGGAUCACCUUUCCAGGUUACAAUCACGAGCAGUUGAUGAAGAUAAUCCAGUCGCGGCUUGAAGGAGUGCCGGGGAACAUCGUCGAACCGGACGCCGUCCAAUUUGCCAGCCGAAAGGUCGCCGCUGUAAGUGGCGACGCGCGACGCGCUCUCGACAUUUGCCGACGAGCGGUGGAGCUAGCCGAAGCCGAAAUCAGGUCCACGGAAGCCGACCCAGCGACGCCGAGCAAGAGAGCAAGGGCAAAAGCGAGCGAAGCUGAGAAAAUGAAAAAUUCCAAGGGCAAGGUCACUAUCUCGACAGUCAAGCGAGCGAUCAACGAGGCGACCUCGAGUCCAUUGCAGCAAUACUUGCGCGCCCUUCCGUUCGCCUCCAAGCUAGUGCUCACGUCCCUACUUGUGAGGAACGAACGGACGGGUCUGCCCGACAGCACCUACGGCGACGUGAUGGAGGAGAUGAACCGGGCUCUCGUCAUCGACGCCGGGAGCCGGCGCGUUAACUUGCUUAAACGCACGGCGGAGAGGGAUUCCAGGAUGGACGUCACUACGCGAAGGGGAGAAGCAAGGCUUGUAAGGCCAGCAGGGAUUAGCGCUGCUGCCGUAGACUUGACUGGUGCCGGCAUUAUCAUACUGGAAGGCCAGAGGGCCGAGCGGCCAAGCAAGAUUCGGCUUGCCGUGGGUGACGAGGAGAUUAAACUUGCAUUCCGAGAUGACCCCGAAAUUAGGGCGUUGGGUAUAACAUUCUAGUUCAUAAUUUAUAAUACCAAAGUCAAGAUUCAUGACGUGAAUAUUUCCUAUUUGUCCACUCGUUCACUGACCCUCGC
Molecule: messenger RNA, 2479 nt
Organism: Annulohypoxylon truncatum
Lineage: Eukaryota; Fungi; Ascomycota; Sordariomycetes; Xylariales; Hypoxylaceae
Product: P-loop containing nucleoside triphosphate hydrolase protein
Exons: 3
Coding region: 225-2402 (725 amino acids)
Biological process (GO): DNA replication initiation; mitotic DNA replication checkpoint signaling
Cellular component (GO): nuclear origin of replication recognition complex
Molecular function (GO): ATP hydrolysis activity; DNA replication origin binding; ATP binding
Source: RefSeq, a predicted model, not a curated record